Messenger RNA from Anopheles nili, 2286 nucleotides. RefSeq names its product pseudouridylate synthase RPUSD2-like. The record is from RefSeq and is a predicted model, not a curated record. NCBI's taxonomy places the organism in Eukaryota, Metazoa, Arthropoda, Insecta, Diptera, Culicidae. Gene Ontology annotation, molecular function: RNA binding; pseudouridine synthase activity. The transcript has 11 exons. The coding region runs from base 1 to 2202 and encodes 733 amino acids. Gene Ontology annotation, biological process: pseudouridine synthesis.
AUGCAGCACCACCCAGGUUCGUGGUACAUCCCGUGGGGCGUUCCGGGAAUAGGCCUACAGAAGAUGUUGGCCGUACCGUUUAACCCGGCAACGGCGGGUUUCCACCAGCCACAGAUAGCGGCCGCUGCCGUGCAGCCGCCCACGGUGCAGUCGGUGCAAAACCCACAAGUGCAGCAGGCGGCCGCAACUCAGCAAGCCGCCUAUCAGCACCAGCUGCAUCAUCCGGCCGCUGCGCUGCACAACACGGCCGCUGUGGCUGCCGCCGCUGCAAUGCAUCAGCAUCAGCAUCAGCAUCAACACCAGCAUCAGCACCAGCAUCAGCAUCAGCAUCCGCAUCAGCAUCAGCCGCUGCACCCGGCGGCUGCCGCGGCCAUGUUCACGCCGCUGACGCUGCGGAGCUUCGUCACGCAUCCGCAUUUGAAUUUGGGCCAGCAGCCGAUGGCUAGCGCCCAGCAGCCUCAGCAACCGCAGCUCACGGCGAGCCAAACCCAGUCGCAGCUCACCACCAUCAAUCUGAACAGCGUCGGUGUCGUGCCAGUGCGCCAGAAGACGGCUCCGGUCAGCGUCCCGUCGAACACGCUCAUCAUGCCGAUGAGAAAGAUUAUCAUGACGGAGAAGGAAAAAACGAAACUGGUCUCAACCGAGAAGCGAAAAGCGGACGAAAGCGAGCCGGUCAAGGAUUUGAAAAAGGCUAAACUUGAAACCAAAGCAUUGAAAGCGAAGAGGCCUGGUUUCACUGAUGAACGAUACCAUGAGACUUCAUACUACAUUGAAAAUGGUCUGCGGAAGGUGUACCCGUACUAUUUCACUUUCACGACGUUCACCAAGGGGCGCUGGGUGGGUGAAAAAAUUCUUGACGUGUUUGCUCGGGAGUUCCGCGCUCACCCUGCCGAAGAGUACGAACGCUGCAUCAAGGCUGGUACUCUAACCGUCAACUACGAAAAAGUGCCAACUGACUACAGGUUAAAGCAUAACGAUCUCCUAGCAAACAUCGUCCACAGACAUGAAGUUCCAGUAACUAGUCAACCAAUCACAAUAGUGCACAUGGACGACGAUAUUGUGGUUGUGAACAAACCAGCAUCUAUACCAGUGCAUCCCUGUGGCCGUUACCGUCACAACACGGUGGUGUUCAUUCUGGCGAAGGAGUAUAAUCUGAAAAAUCUCCGUACCAUCCACCGGCUGGAUCGGCUCACGUCCGGGUUGCUGCUGUUCGGUCGCAGCCCCAAAAAGGCCCGCCAAAUGGAGCACCAGAUCCGGAACCGACAGGUGCGGAAGGAGUACAUCUGCCGGGUGGAGGGCGAAUUUCCAGACGGCAUCAUCGAGUGCAAGGAGCCAAUCGAGGUAGUCAGCUACAAGAUCGGCGUGUGCAAGGUUUCUCCCAAGGGCAAGGAAUGUACGACCACGUUCCAGAAGCUCGGUUUCAACGGCAGCAGCAGCGUCGUCCUGUGCAAACCCCUCACUGGCCGCAUGCACCAGAUUCGGGUGCAUCUGCAGUACCUCGGAUACCCGGUCGUGAAUGAUCCACUGUACAACCACGACGUGUUCGGGCCGGCAAAGGGCCGCGGUGGCGAUAUCGGCGGCAAAAGUGACGAGCAGCUGGUGAAGGAUCUGAUCAAUAUUCACAAUGCAGAAAAUUGGCUCGGCAUCGACGGUGACUCGGAUCUGUCAAUGUUUAAACCGAUGAAAAAUGACCUGGACGAUGUGAAGGGACAAAUUCUAUCCGACGACGACUCGGAGAGUGUAUCCCGCGAGGCAUCGCCCUGCUCGGAAAGCCCCCGGCCCGUAUCGCUGGGCAGCGAAAGCCCCCACGAGAAUAUGUGCGCCUCGAUGCUGAUUCCGAAUGCACUGAACGCGGUCAGCAGCGCCGGCAUCGGGACAAGCGUCAGCACCGGCACCACGAACAAUGCCGCCAUCGUCAGUGCCGUGGGAACCAACACCACCAUGCUGUGCAGCCGGAUGCAGUCCCAGAAGGUUACCGUUGCAACGCAGACCGGCCACGAAUCGCCCGACUUAGCCUUUAAUCCGGAUAAAAUGACAACCGACAAGCACUGCUACGAAUGCAAGGUGCGCUAUCGGGACCCGAAGCCGCAGGAUUUGGUCAUGUAUUUGCACGCUUGGAAGUACAAGGGUCCUGGUUGGGAGUACGAAACGGAGCUACCGGAUUGGGCUAGGGUAGAUUGGCACGAUAAUUAUUUCGAGUAAAACACUCAUCAUGCCCGGCCAGUCGAGCCAACCACUCUCAUCGUGAAGGGUGAACACAACUCCAACCAUAGCACAAAAGGAAAC